Arvicanthis niloticus (Nile rat) is the source of this 426-nucleotide messenger RNA. RefSeq names its product lymphocyte antigen 6L-like. The record is from RefSeq and is a predicted model, not a curated record. NCBI's taxonomy places the organism in Eukaryota, Metazoa, Chordata, Mammalia, Rodentia, Muridae. Gene Ontology annotation, cellular component: plasma membrane.
AUGUCCCAGCUGCUCCUAGUGCUAUGGGCAUCUACGGUGUUUAUGGAGCUCAACCGAGGCCUGAUGGCCAAUGUGGUGCCAGCAGGAAACCUGAGCUGCUUCCAGUGCUUCAAGGUUCCCUGGGCCGACCAGUGUCAGCCCAUAGAGUGCAAGCCCAGGGAAAAAGUGUGCGUGAGCAAUGAAGUUCUCAUUUACACAAGUACAAAGAGCAAAGCUCAGAUCAGCAAGCGCUGUGCCAUCUCUUGUCCCAACUCCAACAGCAUCUUUGAGUGGUCAGUGAGUCACUAUCAUGCCAGGAUCACCAGACAGUGCUGUGCAGGGGACCUCUGCAACAGAGCUCCUGAGAGUUGGCAGGGGUUUCAGGCCUUACUAGGAAGGCUACUGCUGUCAAUGGGUCUGGGCCUCUUCUGCACCCUGUUGGGAUGA